This is a messenger RNA of Physcomitrium patens, 2813 nucleotides long. RefSeq names its product root phototropism protein 3. Lineage: Eukaryota; Viridiplantae; Streptophyta; Bryopsida; Funariales; Funariaceae. The record is from RefSeq and is a predicted model, not a curated record.
CUCGGUCAGACAUCCCGUCUCAUCUCUGUGGGUCUUUAAACGGAUACUGGCUUUUUCUCACAUCUGGCCAGCGUCUCGAAUGAUUGCUUAAAUCACCGCGUUACUUGCGAACAAGUUUGAUUCACACUCAGUCGUACGAACUGGUGCGAAUCUUGAGUAAUUCUGGAGGAUUUGUGUACUGGGGUACUGAUCACAUGCGCGCAAGGCUGCAAGGUCUGGGCGAGCUUAGCCUGAUAGAAGUCGUGACAUCGGAAGGAAGUGGGAAGGAAUCGCAAGAGGAGAGCAAGGACGAGCAGGAUAGAAGCCGGUUAUAGGAUUUGGUUGUGAGAAUGUCGCCUUGGGGGAGGAGUGGUGGAGUAGAUUCAAGACUGGGAAGUUUCUCCAAGAGACGGUGGAAGAACAAACCCCCGGUCCCAGAUAGUCCUACCACGGUGCUGUCUGCAGAAAGUUCCACUGAGUCGAGUUCUACCACGAGCUCGGAUUCAGAGAUGGUUGCUAGGAUUCGGGGCACGCCGGCUCCCGCGUGUAGUUUCGAGGCUAUCAACAGCAACACUUGGACGGUUUCGACAGACAGGCGUAGUGACUUACAAGUGGAGGUUAACGAUGUUACCUUCCAUCUACACAAGCUUCCGAUUUUAUCAAGGAGCGCGCUGUUGAGUAGACUCGCUGAUAAGUUCGGCGAUUCGGAGAUGGCAUGCAUCAGCUUGGGGUCGAUUGCAGGGGGUGCCGAGGCGUUUGCCCUCGCUGCGAAGCUUUGCUAUGGUAUCGACUUGGAGCUCUCACCCUCGAAUGUGGCAGGCCUUCGUUGCGCUGCAGAGUAUCUUGAAAUGACGGAGGAGCUUGAAGAAGGUAAUGUGAUAAGUAAAUCGGAGGCCUACUUGAGCUCCGUGGUUCUGACCUCAUGGCAAGAGUCUUUCACCGUACUGCAGUCUUGCGAGCACCUUGUGCCCGAAGCUGAAGAGUUACGGAUUGUGCAAAGAUGCAGCGAAUCGAUCGCUUGCAAGGCAUGUUUGGAGCCUCACAAAGUAAGGUGGUCAUCUGCAAGAUCUGCUGUAAGUUUCAAGCCAGCUGUGACAGAAAAUUGGUGGUAUGAAGAUGUCACCUCCCUUUCUCUCUACUGCUUCGAGAAAGUGGUUACGGCCAUGCAAAUGAACCUCAUGAGUGCCGUCCUCAUUGGCGGCGCCCUGGAGCUCUACGCCCAGAAGUGGCUCCCAGGUGUCUUGAAAUGCACACCCGAGAACACUCCCAAGGAUUCUCCUCGACUAUCCGCAAGCCGCCCAAGUUCUCCUGCCGGAGACUCAUCUCCUGUGCACGAGUUCCCAUCCCCCACGAGAGGGUCCCCUGUUCAUGUCAAGGACUCAAAUGCUCCCGAGAGCGCUGCGAGAUUACAUGAUGUCAUUGCGGAGCAGAACAGGAAUCGUUUCGUCAUCGAGAAGAUCGUGUGCAUGCUACCCCAGCUGAAGGACUCAGUGCAGUGCAGCUUUCUGCUUCGAAUGCUGCGAGCAGCCAACAUGUUUAACUGCUCGGCUGAGUGUCGGAUGGAGCUCGAGACAAAGGCGGGUCACCAGUUGGAUCAGGCUAGCUUGAGCGACUUGCUCAUCCCCUCAUUCUGCCAUACAAGCGAAUACCUCUAUGACGUGGAUCUCGUGCGCCGUCUUUUGGAGCAAUUUUUGGUUCAGGAACAAGGGUUAGGAUCGGGCCUGAAGAACAAGUUUUUCAAUAGGAGAAUUUUUGGGAAUCUGUUUUUGAGCGCUUCCUCCAAGCAGCAGAUGCAGGCAGUGGCCCCCAGCGCGAGAUCAAAGCUAGUUGCCAGGCUCAUGGACGCUUACCUAGCCGAGGUAGCGCGCGACAGCAAGCUACCCUUGACGAAGUUCCUUCUGCUCGCCGAGGCUGUGCCAGUUGCGAUGAGGGUGUCGGAUGAUGGGCUUUACAGGGCAAUUGAUACGUAUCUCAAGAUACAUUCUAGCAUGGGAGAACAUGAGAAAAAGAAGCUCUGCCGGAUACUGGACUGCCAGCGCUUCUCCAUAGCGGCAUGCAUGCAUGCUGCGCAAAACGAACGCCUGCCUCUUCGAAUUGUUGUCCAGGUCCUCUUCGGUGAGCAGCUCAAGCUAAGAGAAGCCAUUACUGGGAUAAGACAAUCGAUCGAGGAGGAUCACGGAGCUGUCCAAACUGGACAGCCCAGGCACGACGAUUCCGUGGAUUCGAUAGGAAGCCAGCAAGCGAUGCUAGAGACUACAAACCAAAUGGAGAUAAGAGCGCUGCAGCAUGAGCUUUCCACCAUGAGACACAUGUACUCAGAACUGGAGCGAAAUCAUACAGCCAUGAUGAAGAUGAUCGAAAAAUUGUCAACGACGAGGCCGCGGAGAAAUUCAGGCUCCGCAUGGACUCCUUGGAAGAAACCCAGUAAAGGUGACCGAUGCCAGAAGUUUCCAAUCAAGGCUGACCAUGACUCCUCAUCAUCGGGCUCGAGAGCGCGCACGACGAACAAUCAAAGAUGGCGAAACUCGAUCUCGUAAUCUCAAAUGUAGUUCCAUCUAUUCCUUUGUAAGUCUGUUCAUAUUGUACUCUGGGUCUUACACCCACUACUCAGGUAGCGUUAGAGACAAGCAGGCGAACCCUUAACCCUAGCACAGUUUUGAGGGACGGCGAUAUGUGGCUUGAUGGUCAAUUUUCAUGCCACAGUGAGUAGUGGAGUAACAGCAUGCUAGGCGAGGGGGCGUAUGUCAUUGUACAUACUUGUAUUUCUAAAUUUAGACGACGGAAUGAGCAAACUACUCACCGUCCCAUCAUCCGCGAGUUGACUUUUUUGUUUU